Molecule: messenger RNA, 5403 nt
Organism: Drosophila rhopaloa
Lineage: Eukaryota; Metazoa; Arthropoda; Insecta; Diptera; Drosophilidae
Exons: 2
Coding region: 241-1455 (404 amino acids)
Molecular function (GO): nucleic acid binding; zinc ion binding
Source: RefSeq, a predicted model, not a curated record
AGAGCAGUGGCUAUCUCUUUCAAGAGAGGUGCUAUCCCUCUCUCUCAAGAGAACGCCAGAGAGAGCUGCCUGCGUGCAGCGAAACUCACUCUCGAUCGAACCAGAAAGUAACGACGACGUGUGUGAGAAAUAAAUAAAUUAAAAUAAAGAGACAAACUAUUCCUGAUACAAUCUCAGAAGUGGGAUUCAUAAAAAACUUUUUUUUAUCAACUGAGAACGCCUAUAAUAAUAAAUAAAAAUAUGGAUAUAAACAUAUCGGAAGUGACAGUUAUCCAAUUAAAAAAGUGGUUGGAGCUUCUAAAUCUGUCGACGAAGGGCACCAAAUCGGAACUUUUUGCUCGGCUUUGCAGCGUUCCGGAAGAAAUUCGCGGAAGGGCGCCCGAGAACCUUGUGGAGCAAGCUGAAUUGGAAAAUGUUGACGAGAAUCGCAGUGAGCUGGAAGUGGACGCUGAGACUUUGGAAAAUUUGCGAGCCGAAAUUUCGAGGGCUCAGAAAAUUCUAGAAAACUUAAACUACCAGAUCAACAGCGCUGGUGGCAACCGAAAUAACGGAGGCAGAGGAGGCGAAAAUGCGUUUCAACAGAACGAGCAACGGCGAAACAGCGGCGGCGACAGAGACAACGGCGGCAGAGACGGCGACGGCAGAGACAGCGGUGGCAGAGAAGGCGGUGGCAGAGAAGGCAAUGGCGGCAGAGGCAGAGACGACGGCAGCGCCGUUUAUGACGAAAUGGCAUCGUCUGGUGGUGGGUUUUCGUCAUCAGGAUUUAACAUGGCCAAGGAAAUGUUGAUGGACUUCACCGGUAAAGUGCCUGUUCGAUCCUGGAUCGCUCAAUGGGGCAAUAUAUCGGCUCUAUAUAGCCUUUCAGACUUGCAACAACGUAUCUUGCUGAUCAGCAAGUUAAAAGGCAGUGCCUUGCAGUGGUUGCAUGCGGAUGAAGGACGUUUCGCCAAGCCGACGAAUGAGCUGCUUGAACAACUGCAGCUAGCUUUCGGGGGCGUCGAAUCGAAGGCUGCAUUAAGGCGCAAGUUUGAGGCGCGUAUCUGGAUGCCAACCGAAAAAUUUGCUUUUUACUUUGAUGAAAAGUGUCGACUUGCUCGAGAGGUCAGCAUGGAGGUGGAUGAGCUUUUGGACGGACUUGUGGAGGGCAUUCCAGCCCUAGGAUUGCGUACACAGGCCAAGCUUCAAUGUUUUGAUAGCCCGGAGCGUAUGCUUCGUGCUUUUGCGGACAUCAUGCUGCCGAAAAGGGCAACAACAACUAAAGGGGCAACACCAAGGACGGAUCCAGGAAACAGCGAGACACGUUGUUUCAACUGCAACGCAAAAGGGCACUGGAAGAGGGAAUGCACCAAGCCGAUAAGACCGCCAGGAUCAUGCUAUGGUUGUGGCGCAAAAGAUCACCGCUUGGUUGAAUGUCCCCAAAACAAGAAGAAGGUCGAGAAUAAAUAUAAUGCCUGAUAGAUUCGGGAAGCCCGGUGUCAUUAAUAAAACGUUCAUACUUACCAGUAAACAUUAAAUUAAAACCUCAAGAAGAGGAAUACUUUGGCCUAAACAAAAGCUUAUUAAGGAGUUAUGGUAGAAUAUUAUGUUUUAUAUUUAAAAAUGAAAUAAAGAUUUGGUUUAACUUAAUUGUAGUGGCUGACGAAUCUAUGGGAUGUAACAUUGUGCUGGGUAGAGAUUUUAUGGGUGCUUGCGAUUUAAAAAUUGAUUUAGAUGCGCUGAAAAUGGUUACUGUAGAGUGUAUUGAAACCGAAGUUGAGAAGAAAGCGGAAGAUAAAGUAAUUUCUAAUAAUUGUAUGGAAAUUAGGAAAUUUGAAACCGAUUCGGAGGGCGAAGAGAGUUUAGGUAAAAGUUUAGGUACAAAGUUAGGUGAAAAGAGUUUAGGUAAAAAGUUAGGUGAGAAGAGUUUAGGUAAAAGUUUAGGUACAAAGUUAGGUGAAAAGAGUUUAGGCAAGAAAAAUGUAGGUACAAGUUUAGUUGAGGAAAAUUUAGCCAAUCAUUUAGGUGACAACAAUUUAGGUACAUCUUUAGGUGAAAAGAGUUUAGGUGAGAAAAGUUUAGGUACACAUUUAGGUGGAAAAAGUUUAGAUAAAAACAGUUUAGGUAAAAAUUUAGGCGGGAACAAUUUAGGUACAGGUUUAGGGGAGAAGAGUUUUGACAUAUGUUUAGGCGAUGAUGAUUUAGGUGAGAAGGAUUUAGAUAAUGUAUUGUAUGAAGAAGCUUUAGGUUCAGGUAGUUUAGGAAAGAGCAUAGAGGAUAAUUUUGAAAGUGAAAUGUUAGAAAUAAACAUUUUAGAAGAUGAGACUAAAGAAAUGGCUUACAAUAUCGGGGAUCAGGUUAGUUAUAAGGAUCAAAUGAAGUUUAUUGAAUCAUUAGAGGAAAAUUAUAUUAAAGUAUUGCGACCUGAAAGUCCUAGAGUUAAAUGUGAGUUGAAUAUUAUUUUAGAGAACACAAAACCAUUUAGUUGUGCACCUAGAAGACUGUCUUAUAAUGAAAAAGAGGCAUUACAGAAAUUGUUAGAUGAAUACUUAGAAAAAGGAAUUAUUCAGAGUAGUAAAUCGGAAUACGCAUCUCCGAUCGUUUUAGUGAAGAAAAAGACUGGGGAGUUUAGGUUGUGCAUUGAUUUCAGACGGUUGAAUAAAAUUAUGGCUAAAGAUAAUUAUCCUAUCCCCUUAAUUGACGAUUUGUUAGAUAAAUUGGUGGGAAAAUCGGUUUUUACAAAAUUAGAUUUAAAGAAUGGGUACUUCCACGUUUUCGUGAACAAAGAGUCAGUGAAGUACACAUCUUUUACAACGCCGCUAGGGCAAUUUGAGUUUUUGCGAAUGCCAAUGGGUUUGAAGACGGCUCCCCAGGUAUUUCAAAGAUUUGUAAAUGAUAUUUUUUCUGAUAUGAUUCGUGAUAAUAAGGUGAUAAUAUAUAUGGAUGACAUUUUAAUUGCAAGCCAGAGUAUUGAAGAACAUUUAGGAAUAUUAGUAGAAGUAUUUAGGAGAUUAGUGGAGAAUAAAUUAGAACUAAGAAUGGAUAAAUGCAAGUUUCUUCAAAAUAAGGUAAAAUAUUUAGGUUUUCUAAUUUCAAAUGAAGGAAUAAAAGCUGAUGAGAGGGGAUUAGAAGCUAUAAAGAGCUUUCCUAUGCCAAAUAAAGUGCAAGCUGUACAAAGUUUCUUAGGUCUUUGUUCUUACUUUCGCCGCUUUAUAAAGGACUUUUCGAUAUUGGCGAAACCAUUAUAUGAUUUACUGAGGAAAGAUAGGACGUUUGAAUUUGGAAAUGAAGAGUUAGCUUGUUUCACACUGUUGAAAGAUAAAUUAGUUGCAGCCCCGGUGUUAGCUUUAUAUGAUUACAAGGAUGAAAUUGAGCUCCACUGCGAUGCGAGUGCGUUAGGGUUUGGGGCUGUACUGUUUCAGAGAAAGGAAGACAAGAAGUUGCAUCCGAUUUUUUAUUUUUCGAAAAGAUCAACAUCGACUGAAGCUAAAUACCAUAGCUUUGAAUUAGAGACGUUAGCCAUUAUUUAUGCACUUAGAAGGUUUAGGAUAUAUUUACAAGGGAAACGGUUCAAGAUUGUUACAGAUUGUAAUUCUCUAACAUUAACGUUGAAUAAGGUAGAUUUAAACCCACGAAUUGCAAGGUGGGCUUUAGAAUUACAAGAAUUCGAUUAUGAAUUAAAACACAGGGCAGGAAAACAAAUGCAGCAUGUUGAUGCACUUAGCAGAUGUAAUAAUGUAAUGAUAAUAGAGGCAAAUACGUUUGAGAAUAAUUUGGUAAUUUGUCAGUCAAGAGAUAGUAAGGUACAAGAAAUUAGGGAAAUUUUAGAAAACGGAGAGCAUAAGUGGUUUGAAAUGAGGAACGGGGUUAUAUAUAGAAAGAAUAAUAAUAACAAGUUACUGUUUUAUGUACCAAAUAGAAUGGAGGAACACGUGAUGUAUAAAUAUCAUGACGAAUUAGGUCACAUUGGAAGGGAUAAGAUGUUAGAUGCGAUUAGUAAAAGUUAUUGGUUCCCGGGCAUGAAACAAAAGGUUUGUGAUCACAUUCAGAACUGUUUGAAGUGUAUAGCUUUCUCUCCUAAAUUAGGCAAAGGAGAGGGAGCGCUGCACAGUAUCCCCAAAGGGAAUAGACCAUUUGAUGUUAUUCAUAUUGAUCACUAUGGGCCAGUAGAUAAUAGUAGAGUAAAAAAGCAUAUCUUAGUGGUAAUAGAUGCAUUCACGAAGUUUGUUAGGCUUUAUACAACAAAAACAACGAAUACAAAAGAAGUUAUGAGUGCUUUAACAGACUACUUUCGGUCAUACAGCAGACCAAAGUGUAUUAUUUCGGAUCGUGGGAGUUGUUUUACGUCAACGGAUUUUACAAACUUUACCGAGGAAAGAAACAUAAAGCACAUUAAAAUUGCUACAGGGUCACCACAGGCUAAUGGGCAAGUUGAGCGAGUAAAUAGGAGUUUGGGACCGAUGAUUGCAAAACUAUCGGAACCAGAGAGAGGAUUACAUUGGGAUGUAAUUAUUGAAAAAGUGGAGUACUCGUUAAACAAUACACUUCAUAGCAGCAUCAAACAGCUUCCUAGUGAAACCUUAUUUGGAAUAGCUCAGAGAGGAGAAAAUAGUGAUGAAUUAAAGGAAAAAUUAGGAGAGGAAGAAAAGAUUGAAGAUAAUAGACAAAAUUUAGAACAGAUUAGGCAGAACGCGGAAGAAAACCAAAUAAAAUCUCAAACAAAAAACGAAGCCUAUUACAAUGCGAAAAGGAAGAUUAAUACAGAAUAUAGAGAAGGAGAUUAUGUCAUGGUAAAGAAUUUUGAUAGUACUGCAGGGGUUUCGAGAAAGCUUAUACCGAAGCACAAAGGACCAUACAUUAUUGGAAAAGUUUUAAGAAAUGACAGAUUUUUAUUAAAGGACAUCGACGGGUUUCAGUUAUCUCGGAAUCCAUACCAAGGUGUUUGGAGCGCAAGUAAUAUUCGGCAUUGGAUAAAAGAUGAAAAUAAAUCUUAAUCAAUUAAAUAGAAUAAAAAUACUGAUAAUAAGACUGAAAUUAUAAGAAAAAAAAUUGUACAAAAUUGUUAACUACUUCUAAGACUUAGCUUAAGAUAUGUUGUAACGCCGAGAUAGUGGGCUAUCUCAAAGCCAGGAUGGCCGAGUUGUAACAGGCCAAGUAUAAUAUAUAUAAGCUGGCCACAUUAUUAGAGCAGUGGCUAUCUCUUUCAAGAGAGGUGCUAUCCCUCUCUCUCAAGAGAACGCCAGAGAGAGCUGCCUGCGUGCAGCGAAACUCACUCUCGAUCGAACCAGAAAGUAACGACGACGUGUGUGAGAAAUAAAUAAAUUAAAAUAAAGAGACAAACUAUUCCUGAUACAAUAGCUACUAUAGAUACAAUUGUUAUGGUUAUACUCGAAUACAGUUCUUUCGCCCUUUCUGUUUAUCAAAAGC